This is a messenger RNA of Eurytemora carolleeae, 933 nucleotides long. RefSeq names its product venom serine carboxypeptidase. Gene Ontology annotation, molecular function: serine-type carboxypeptidase activity. NCBI's taxonomy places the organism in Eukaryota, Metazoa, Arthropoda, Copepoda, Calanoida, Temoridae. The record is from RefSeq and is a predicted model, not a curated record. Gene Ontology annotation, biological process: proteolysis.
GAACGCGACCUUUAUAUAACGGGAGAAUCCUACGCCGGGAAAUAUGUUCCAUCAUUUUCAUACAAAAUUUAUCAGGAAAACAAAAUACUCUCUGAAAAUAAAGGACAAAAAAUUAACCUGAAAGGACUUGCUAUUGGAGAUGGUUUGAUUGAUCCUGUCAGUCAAACCGAGUACGGAGAUGUACUGUACAACAUUGGUCUGAUAGAUUUCAACCAGAAACUGGUUUUUCAGGACAGAAGUAAACAAACAAGAGAUGCUAUAGCAAACAAGGAUUGGAUGAAAGCUUUUACAAUCUUUGAUCAGCUUCUAAACGGGGAUAUUAAUCCUUCACUCUUCACUAAUAUGACAGGAUAUACGAAUUAUUUUAACUUCCUGAGACCUGAACAACCCAAGGAUUUUGAAUACUUCACAGCUUACUUGGAACAGGAAUCAACUCGGAAAGGAAUUCAUGUUGGGAAUCUUUCCUUCUCUGAUGAAGCACUGGUUGUAGAGAAACAUCUUCUCCAGGAUAUGAUGCAAUCAGUGAAACCUGCCCUAGAGGAACUAUUAGAUUCAGGAUACAAAGUAUUGAUAUAUAACGGACAGUUGGAUAUUAUAGUUGCAACUUCUCUGACUGUCAACAUGGUAAAUAAUCUAGACUGGAAGGGAAAGGAAGAUUUUCAAAAGGCGGAACGCAAACAGUGGCGAAUAGGUUCAGAUUUGGCUGGGUACGCAACAUCUUCUGGGAACUUUACUUUUGUAGUAGUUCUUGGGGCAGGACAUAUGGUUCCUCAUGAUCAACCUAAACGUGCAUUUGAUCUGAUCAAUCGAUUCACAAGAGGGAAAUCCUUCUAAUUUGAAAUAAUUUGUAAAAUUUUAUUAGUUGAAAAUUGUUAUAUUUUUAUUCAAUUAUACUCAAAUAUUUAAUUAUUGAGAAUAAAACAUGAACAAUGA